Prorocentrum cordatum is the source of this 546-nucleotide messenger RNA. NCBI's taxonomy places the organism in Eukaryota, Dinophyceae, Prorocentrales, Prorocentraceae. The record is from the annotation of a GenBank genome assembly.
AUGUCGCACAGCCCUGCGCAUUGGAGAACGCACGAAAGGCACCAGGAGGCAAGACGGUACGUUCUUCUUUCCCAUCCCUGCUUCGAGCUCAUAUGCUUUUUUUGGUGCGCGGCCUCGCCAGAGCGGGCCACCGCGUGCAAGGAAGGUGAGCGGUGGCAGCGGGCUCCGCGCCUGCCGAGCGAGGUGCGGGAGGCCAAGCUGGAGCCCGAAGCCACCAUGCCUGCACAUAGCUGGGCCGUCCAGAGGGUGCUUACCAGCCUCGAACGUAUUCCUAUCCCUAAGAUUGACAAUCACCAAGCAGGCACGAAAGAUAUCAGGCAAGUUGCCCAGCAUGGAAGCAGGAAAGUCAGGGAGGAUGAUGUGUCAAUCAUGUGUGCUCCAGUUUCCGUUGGGUGGCUGAUGUUGGGAGCAGUUCUGCACGCCACUCUGAGUGCUUGUGGCAAUUCAUCUUCUGAGGGGUGCUCUCUUCCAUCCUCUGCGGCUUCACGUUGGACCCUGGAGCCCACCAUAGGCCGCGCUUGUUGCACCAGGCCUCAAUCAGCCUAA